ACGGCAUUUAUGACGGAACCGCGAAGACUCCGUCGACGGGUUAUAAUAUCGCUAAAACUACGGCGACAACGCGUAUACGCCAUUACGUGUCCAAGAACCCAGUGGAAGCAUGUGGAAGCUUCUAGAACAUUCCGAGCUCGGCAACUGUACGCAGCCUCUAACUUUUUUUUUUUGUUCCUUUGUCUUUACCAUCACCCUCGCGCCGAUCACGGUGAUAACAGCGGCACGGCGGCUAGCGAACCGGUGACGUAGUUCGACAUUAGACCAAUGAGACAAGAAAGAAAAUUGACCGGACGUAUCAACGCCUGCGCCGAAGAGCAAGGCAUCGCGGUCGUCGUGGCCAUAUAGAGAGCAUCCGAUGGCUUGGGUCGCCAUUUUGCCUUUUCUGUCCACUUCGGCGUGCCUCGUCUCGGCUGCCUUCUGCGUCGCACCGUACCUCGAGCCUCUGCUGGUCUUAAUUACGCGCUAACAGUGGCAGCGCUUGUCAAAGUUGCAUGCUGCGCACCUUCCCGCCUUCGGCCGACUCUGGAAGCACUGGCUUGAAGCCCCGGGCCUGCAAAACGUGAGGCACGCCUCGAGAGACUUGUAGCCCGACCCGCCUGCCGCCUCGGAAAUUCCUGGCCCGGCUUUCGAGCUCCCGGAGUGUAAGUGACCGCCAGCCGGCAUAACUACGUUACGCGAACGACACUCCGGUCGAGCCAGCGCAGCGUAUAAGCCGCAAGUCGUUCCUGCCGAGUACUCCUUCUUUCGUUUGUGCGCGUUCCCACCCCCCGACGGCGCCUGGACUAUUGAACUGUGGAUGAACUCUGAGCGUGGCCACUGACCCCAGGACCUGCGCGGCAACCCCUCGUCGCGGCGAGCGUCGUCUCUACGAGCUUCGCAUCGAGCGUCCUAAACGCUCAAAAGGCCUGUGUGUGCACUUUGUGCAUUUUUUCUAGAUGGUCUAGCUGGCGAGGGUGGCGCAUGCCUUAGAGAAGUUAACUGUUUGUUCAGUUGCACCAGCUAGCUCUCACUGAGAUGCAUGGCAAAAUAACGCGAAGUUAGUUUUGUUGCUUAGCUGUAAGCCCGAGGUUUCGUGGGCAUGGCUUGCGGCCACACGGGUCUUCUCCGUGCCGGAAUCGAAGAGGACGGGCCACGUGUUGCGGGGUGGCAGUGUAUAGCUUCAGGUAUUAGCUGGCACAGAGGGUUAGCUAACACUACGCAGGCAACAGCUGAUAGCCGUCCUCUUACGACUGCGUCAGGGACAUGGACCCAUCCGAACGGCCUUGCGACCCGACCCCACUAUUUCGUGACGUAGGUAGCCCGCGCGCGUGAGUGCGCGUGCUAUCGAGCGAAAUGUGGAAUGACGGAAGCAAACGGCCUUCGGACACAACCUCGCCAGCUAUUAGGCACUAACCCGCUCUACGCAGCACCUCGACGCCGGACGUGGCCUGCUGUUUUCGUCGGAGCUGGGCCGGGCAGCAGCUACAAGCAUCACUCGUACCGCGUACGGCCUACAGUGUUCCCUCGUCGGUGUGGCCUUGUGGCCCUGCACCGGGAUCCCGAGGUCAGCUUUCCAGAUUGCGGACCACGAGUCGGAAGGAUAUCCAGUGUGCUGCUCCACGUUUGCCAUCCUCCCAACGUCCCCCACAGGAGAUGGCCUUGAGCACCUCUUACCGUGGCUGACCGCCUUGGCUCCUUUGCAUUUCCACGUCAAUGGCGUCCUUCUGCUACGGGGGACUUCGUUUGCUACUACUGCCCACGUGUAAGAUGGAUAUCCAGUGCGCUGCUCCACGUUUGCCAUCCUCCCAACGUCCCCCUCAGGAGAUGGCCUAGAGCACCGCUCGUACCCUGACCGACCGUUCCCCUUCGCCGGUGCGGUCUCGCUGGCAGACGAGAUUGCUCGUCGCCCUGCUUUGCUACGGGAUCCCGAAGUCUGCGUUCCAUUGAGGUCCAUGAUAAGUUAACCAGUGGGCUGCUCCCCGUUUGCCAUCCUCCCAACGUCUCUUUCGGGAGAUAGCCUAGAGCACCACUCGUACUCUGGCCGACCGUGUUUAAUUACCAUCCCUCACCCAUGGCGUCCUGCUGGCAGUCCGAACCUUGCUCCUCGCCCGCCACUACUGAUGACCGUUUUGGAUGGCGGUGAGCGAGGAGGACGUCCGAGGCAGUUUUGCCAAAAGAUCAGAUGCUUCUGAGCAACAAUCCCUUCCACGGCUGUGGCCGUUUGGACAUCCAAGUCUGAGUGUGGCCACUAACCCCAGGACCUGCGCAGCAAUCCCUUGUCACGGCGAGCGUCGUCUCUGCGAGCUUCGCAUCGAGCGUCCGAAACGCUCAUCAGGUGGUCUUUGUGCAUAUUCUAGAUGGUCUAGCUGGCGAGGGUGGCGCACGCCUUAGGGAAGUUAAAUGUUUGUUCAGUUGCACUAGCUAGCGGUCACUACGAUCGUAUAGCUACAUAAAAAAAUUGCUUAGCUGUAAGCCUGAGGUUUCGUGGGCAUGGCUUGCGGCCACACGGGUCUUCUCCGUGCCGGAAUCGAAGAGGACGGGCCACGUGUUGCGGGGUGGCGGCGUAUAGCUUCAGGUUUUAGCUGGCACUGCGCAGGCUACAGCUGAUAGCCGUCCUCUACGAGUGCGUCAGGGACAUGGACCCUUCUGAAUGGCCUUGCGACCCGACCCCACUAUUUCGUGACAGGGUAGCCCGGGCGCGUCAGUGCUAUCGAGCGAAAUGUGGAAUCACGGAAGCAAACGCCAUUCAGAAAUUGCCUCGCCAGCUUUUAGCUAUUGCGGCGACCUUAAGUCGCGUACGGUCUGGAGCGGAGCCCGGCCGUGCAGCAGCUACGGUGAGUGGUCCAUUUCUUUGCGGUUCCAGCUGUUCUUUUCUGGUUGUUUACUUUCCUCCUUGCGUCGCAGACGAUGACCUUGAUCACCACUCGUGCUGUCACCGACCGUCUUAACUCUCUUGCAUUCCCUCGGCGGGGAAGUGUUGCUGGUGGACUACACUUUGUUCCUCGCCCGGCACUACUACUGGUUCCUACCGUCUGCUUUCCAUUGCGGCUAUCCACAAGCAUAACCGGCGGGCGGUUCUGCACAUCUAGUCUCCGGCCGUGUUACGUCUAUUUUUCUCGCCGGUGGCUUUCAGCUGGGAGAUGGAGAUUCGUUCAACUCGCUGCACUUCUGACAAGUACCAUGUAUAUACACUCCUAUGGUACUACGGAUGUUUUCUCGUGUGGUGUGUAAGUCAUGUGGCAUUUAAGGUUCCGAACGUCGGCUUGUGAAUGAAGCCGUGUUUUCCUCUGACGGCUAUGGUUCGUGGUCUCUCAGUGAUCCUUUUCUUAAUCCUGUUGCUACACCUUGCCGGUACCGCAAGUACACAUACUUUGUGGGCUUACGAUGAAAUUUGCUGUCAGUUGUAUUUACUAUGCAGACCUUCGAGGUUAGGUUUGUGCUUCGGAAAACUUCGCCACAAUGUUUCCGAAAGGCUUUUGUAUGUCGCUCUCGGAGUACAACGACGUGGAAUUUCUUCCGUUCCUGGUUAUAUUUCUUAGCCGAUUUAAUUUCCUUAUCCGUAAUUUAUUUCGUCUAGUCAGAGCGCCAUAUUUUUCCCAAUGCUUUUGUAACACUACGUAGUCUUUUGUCGAAGGUUGCCGUCCUAUUCUUUAAUGUUUCCUCCCAAUUGUCUGGUUGCACUCGUCGGGUCCGCAGAAGUUACAGGAACAGGUUCACCAGGUCCAUCGUGAACUUGUGUGAACGAUUGUUUCUUAAUGAUGCCACCUACUUCGUAUACUCGGGUAUAUAGUUCUCCAUUAUGCAGUACACAUCCACCGAUCGCUUUCCGCAGUAGACUUGAAAACUACGAAUGAGCCUUUCACAGAAACCGCCCCCACACGGUGUUUUGUGGAGGAAAUUUCCACUUGGUGAUAGGUCAUAAAUUGUUCAGUUGUUUAUCGACUUCAUGUUGCUGUGACCGCAUUCAAUCCCUUAUUCGUUCUCCUGAAAGUCUUGCAUUGUUGCUGAGCACAUUUAUGUUCGAGCUAAGAAACGCCGAAUAUACUGUAGAAAACCGAUGUGAAGCGUCUCAAAUAGUUUCGCAGUGUACACCUCUUGUCAUGGCACUUGCGAAAGUUGCUACACAAAGUUUGGCUAUGUCUCCUUACUUUUUUUGUAGUUGCUCCCAGUCCACCGUUGAAACGUAAACCAGCUAUUUCCGACAAUGUGGUCUUCGUUACUCUAUCCUCAACAGGAAGUGCAUCCUCUUACGACGAUCUGGAAUGGUAUCUUAGCCACAUAACGCACUGUCGUAUUAUUUCUUUCACGUAUAUGCGCCAGUGUAGCGCGUACUCCACCGUGAAGUUGGUCCAUAUAGGCGUCGCACUAAUAAUCAACGAAUUUCUUCACAUUUACAUGUGAUCAGGUGCUGCUCGUCUUGUGAUACGGGCCCUACCGAAAGCGCCCUCGAAGUCUCAUUUGGUCUUAAUAUAUCGGGUAUUCACCUACUGUCUGCACAUUCGCUUGCUUGCUGAAUUUCUGCACUUUUUUCAAUAUACACACUUCGUUCUAGCCAAAUGAAGCAGGUGUCGGCAAUAUUUAUUACUUCUGCUUUUAGUGGACCGUUGAAAUUGCCCUUUAAUAUUAUUCACGGAACGAAACAUUCACGUUGUUACUCUCCAAAUAUUCAAGUAACUGCCUAACUCGUCAACUUCAAUGCCUCGUCUCGAGAUCCUUUUCGACGUAUACCUUACGAGAAUCAUCUCCUUUCCUUUCAUUAUUAUCCGGCAUUUUGUAUCGGCUAUUUGGCCUGUAGCAACUGGGAUCCCUUCUACAAAAUUGUUACUGCGACUUCUUUUCUACGGUGACUCCUGGUUAUACCUGCUCGAUUUUUCACUACUAUUCACGUAUCCUCAUUCUUCUACUGAGCAAUUCUUUUUCUUGUGUGUUCAACGGGUGCUUUAUACAUUUUCUUUCUCCAAUGCAGCACGAUUGCACAAGUGAUCCGAUACUUUACUGUUGCUCGCAAGUUCUAAUUUGCGAGACUGACGACGGUGUUCAUUAGAGCUACUGUUCUUUGCCAGGACCAGCAGUAUCUCCGCUCUGAUAUAACAGUACCAUGAAUGCUGCACUUGAAUACACCUCAGGGCUUGCAUCCGAUAAGUGUUGGUGCUUACGUUCCGUUUUCUUGUCGAUGCGUUCUUGAGGCAUCUGGUCCUUUAUGUUGCUCGGUAUAUUUAUCCAUAGAUCAUUUAUGUUCGUCUGGGAGAAGGUUGUCCCAAGAUUCCGGUUUUUCCCGUCAUUGAAUACCGAUAUUAGCUGUUACAGUGCAGGAAGUUAGAAAUUCCAGCCAACCGAAUAUUUUUUUCCUGGCUUGAAGUACUCUUCCCUUCGUGAGCAUUUCACUCGAGUCGGCCGUUUCCCAGUUCAUUCCUAGAAUACCGAUCUGGCUUGACCACCCAAGAACGGCACCUUGAUGCGCAUUUAAAUUCUUAUUUCUUCACUGUUUGGUGUCCCUUUGCAAAUUAUCAUUGCAGCUCGGCGUAUUUUUUUCUUGCUUCUAUGUACACGCCUUCUGCCUGGUUUCUUAUGAUGUUCCAACCAUAACUUCAUCAACGCAAACUUAUUUGUUUGCUGUCAUUGCAAGACUUCCUUCGAAAAUUCCUUAAGUGUUGGUACAUCGGCAUUCAAAUUUUCUCCUGUCUGAAGAUAAUUCAGAACAUUCCUGAUCUUAACCGCGAGGCGUCAAAUACUAUGCUUACUUCUUGCUAGUCAGUCUUUUCGAAUUGCUUGAUGGCGCGAUAUGCUAGUUAUUGUUCAGGUUAUACCGGGCAGGCUCGUUCUUUCAUUCCAAGCAUGAGCGAUCCCGCAUUGAACAGCCGUAUUUUUAUCUAUUUACUGAAUUUGAAUGUGCCUUCGAGAUCGUCUUCUGAUUGCUAUUUAGUUGAUUUCCACGUUAACUUGCUCUCUCCAUCCUUCUGAACGUACAAGUCCUUGUGACUACAUAGUCCACUUCAUGCAUCGUUACUUUCUGAGGAACUAAGCCAGUAUAUUCCGCCAUCAAAAAGUUCAAAAUGCAAGUCGUCAGUUUCUGCGGCGUCAAGAACCAUGGCGAGUUUCGCGUUUCGCACUUCUACACCACAUGGGUCAGGCACGAUCCAGUCGGGCAUUUUCUAUUUUCCAUUGUAUCUUCGUUUCGUCUUUCUACUGGGCUUUCCUCCUCACCUACACUACUACUGGUUCUAAAAUCCUGUUUCCAACUGCGGUCUUCAAGCGUAUCCAGCGUGCCCCUGCACUACUCUACGGUCUGCGCUCCAAAAGGUUACUUCGGCCACGAGCAUCAGCUGUUCCAGGAGCGACCACUACUGCUUCUACAUUGCCUCGCCAGUGGCGUCCUGCUGGUAGACUGGACUUGUCUCCUCGCCCUGCACUACUACUGGUUCUGCAAUCCUGUUUCCAACUGCGGUCCUUAAGCGUACCCAGCGUGCCCCCCUGCACUACUCUACGGUCCGCGCUUCAAAAGGUUACUUCGGCCACGAGCAUCACCUGUUCCAGGAGCGACCACUACUGCUUCUACAUUCCCUCGCCAGUGGCGUGCGUCCUGCUGGACACUGGACUUGUCUCCUCGCCCUGCACUACUACAGGUUCUAAAAUCCUGUUUCCAACUGCGGUCUUCAAGCGUAUCCAGCGUGCCCCCGUGCACUGCUCUACGGACUGCUCUCCAAAAGGCUACUUCGACCACGAGCAUCACCUGUUCCAGGAGCGACCACUACUGCUUCUACAUUCCCUCGCCAGUGGCGUGCGUCCUGCUGGUACACUGGACUUGUCUCCUCGCCCUGCACUACUACUGGUUCUAAAAUCCUGUUUCCAACUGCGGUCUUCAAGCGUAUCCAGCGUGCCCCCGUGCACUGCUCUACGGACUGCUCUCCAAAAGGCUACUUCGACCACGAGCAUCACCUGUUCCAGGAGCGACCACUACUGCUUCUACAUUCCCUCGCCAGUGGCGUCCUGCUGGUAGACUGGAUUUGUCUCCUCGCCCUGCACUACUACUUGUUCUAAAAUCCUGUUUCCAACUGCGGUCUUCAAGCGUAUCCAGCGUGCCCCUGCACUACUCUACGGUCUGCGCUCCAAAAGGUUACUUCGGCCACGAGCAUCAGCUGUUCCAGGAGCGACCACUACUGCUUCUACAUUGCCUCGCCAGUGGCGUCCUGCUGGUAGACUGGACUUGUCUCCUCGCCCUGCACUACUACUGCGUAUCCAGCGUGCCCCUGCACUACUCUACGGUCUGCGCUGCAAAAGGCUACUUCGACCACGAGCAUCACCUGUUCCAGGAGCGACCACUACUGCUUCUACAUUCCCUCGCCAGUGGCGUCCUGCUGGUAGACUAGAUUUGUCUCCUCGCCCUGCACUACUACUGGUUCUGCAAUCCUGUUUCCAACUGCGGUCUUCAUGCGUAUCCAGCGUGCCCCCGUGCACUGCUCUACGGACUGCUCUCCAAAAGGCUACUUCGGCCAUGAGCAUCACCUGUUCCAGGAGCGACCACUGUUGCUUCUACAUUGCCUCGCUAGUGGCGUCCUGCUGGGAGACUGGACUUGUCUCCUCGCCCUGCACUACUACUGGUUCUGCAAUCCUGUUUCCAACUGCGGUGCUUAAGCGUACCCAGCGUGCCCCCCUGCACUACUCUACGGUCUGCGCUCCAAAAGGUUACUUCGGCCACGAGCAUCAGCUGUUCCAGGAGCGACCACUACUGCUUCUACAUUCCCUCGCCAGUGGCGUCCUGCUGGUAGACUGAACUUGUCUCCUCGCCCUGCACUAUACUACUGGUUCUGCACUCCCGUUUUCGACUGCGGUCGGUACCUAGCAGGCUCCUGCACAUCGAGUCUCCUUUCUGCACUCCAAAAGAGAUUACUUCGGGCACCCAGCAUCACCCAUUCCAUGAGCGACUGCUUUUGCUUCCACGUUUUCUCGCGGACGGCGUCUUGCUGUAAGACUGGACUUAGCGUGGCGUCCUUGCACUUAAUUCUGGUUCCCAGUGUUUGCUGUAGCUUGCGGCACAAGAGAAAUGUCCCAGACGCUCAUUUACAAGAACAUCCCUGACCUUGCCUCACGAGCAACCACCUUCAGCUCGGUCGUCCUGCCGUGUCCUCUAUUCAAGAUUCCUCAUACUCGUGAACGCGUCGCACGUCUCAUGGCUGUGUCCUGCACUGUGUGGACGGCGUGUUCCUGCUCUGAAGGACUGCGUGUCGUCACCGUCCCAUCAGCAUCGGAUGUGCUCCUACACUUCGGUGUUGCCUUUUUGGACAGGCAUAUUUAAGUUUAGCGUAGCAAGCUUUUCUGCUUUGGAAGAGGGGUACGUUGCUCUGCGAAUGGACGGCGCUUCUAGGAAUCGGGGUAAUACGAAGCAGAACAGUAAAAAGGUCUGGUUACGUGGACACCACUCGGUCCUUAAUAAGGGAUGUCAAUGUUUUCAUGACCCGAUCGGUAAAUUUUUGGUGGCGAGAGUAAUGGACAUUCAUUGACGUUGUGCACUUUUAUAUUAACACGUGCGUGUGCGUGUGUGCGUGUGCGUGUGCGUGUGCGUGUGCGUGUGCGUGUGUGCGUGUGCGUGUGCGUGUGCGUGUGCGUGUGCGCGUGUGCGUGUGCGUGUGCGCGUAACCUAUUCAAUGCUCCCUUUUUCUUCGAUCGACAGCGUAUGAUAUGGGCUCCGCUGCUAGCUGGCGCACUUCGAAUUCUUUAUGUUGGUAGCGUUUCCAGCGUCACAGUUGCUUCACUUUUCCCGGUUCAUUCCUGUUGAGAGGUUCCUGGUUUGAUGGUUUACUAUCGUCUAUGGACAUGCGCUUUUGGAUUGGUCGAACCGCUGGUUUCCUUGACUUUGGCCAUCGGUUGAUCUCUAUGGUCGUUUCAGCAUUCAGCGGUAUUGUUCAGGCGCCUUUCUCGUGCCAGAAACGGUCUUGACACAUUCUCGGUUCUUCCCCGUUGCUCAUCACUGGCUCGAAAAGAUUAACAUGCCACUACAAAAGGACACAAUGUCAGUGAAUGGGAAAGGGGAGGGUAGUUAUUCUCGCCAACAAAGAUUUCCCGAUUUGCUCAUGAUGAUAAUGACGUCCAUCUUUAAGACUGGUUGGUGGCAAAGGUCACCGGGCUCGCUGUUUCUAGUUUCCGGUGUCCUUGACUCGUCAAAUGCUCUUAUGGAUCUACAUGGUCCAACUUAUGUAUUACCUGUCGUUUAUCAGACAGUGCUACCCGCUGUCGUCGCUUGUUCACCGUUUACACAGUGCCGUAGUUUGAUAUUCGUGUCCACAACUAUCGCGUACUCUGCAAGAUAGGUAAGAAUACUGAAGCGCCAUGGCGCCCUUCACGCUCCUGUGACGUCGUUGCCUGCUGACUUGAUCAGAUUACGCACACUUGUGUAAUCUCGUGAUUAAUGUGCACCGCGUGAGCCAUUGUCAAACAGCUACUUCGAAGGGGCUACAUGUACUACGCUUAUGCGAAGUCGUGUGUAAACGUCUAGAGAAGUCACGAGCACGCUCAAAGAAAUCUUGAUUAGAAAACGGGAUGAAUAGUGAUUGAAUUUGAUUGAUUGAUAGUGAUGAAUAGUGAUUGAAUUUGCACAUGCUACCACUGUUGUCCUAAUUUCGAUAUAAGAAAUCACACUUGAUUUAUUACGAAUUCCAUUGUUCUCAACCUGUAAUAACCUUAACUCUGCGUUGCUCGAUGACCAAAUAUAAAAUGAGCACUGUCCGUGGUAAAUGGUUACGUAUGCCGCAUUGCUCUGCCUUUUUUCUCGCUGGUUUCAUACGCUGUAAUGAAAGUCGAGCAACCACGCAUGCGCGGUUGUGCUCAGUCGAAUGCAUUUUUUUAACCUAACAUCCACACAGCGUAGUGGAGCCUUACUGUAGAAGGUGUACUUCUAUUUUUCGUCUUCAGUUAGACGACAGUCCUGCAAUUGCGCCGCAAUACUCGCAAUCGGUUUACGAUACGACCAGUGUGGCGAUUUGGACUUCGUAUGCAUCCGCCGUGGUUGCUUUGGGGCUAUAGUGUUGGGCUGCUAAGCACGAGGUUACGUUAUCAAAUCCCGGCCAUGGCGGCCGCAUUUCUAUCGGGGCGAAAUGCGAAAACACCCGUUUACUUAAUUUGGGUGCACGUUCAGCACCCCCCGUGGUCCAAAUUACCAGAGUGUCCCACUGCGGCAUGCAUCAUCAGAUCGUGGUUUUCGCACGUAAAACCUCAUAAUUUUUGUUGGUAUGUGUCAUUGGAGGCUUUCUUUUUUCUGUGUGUAACACAACUGGCACGUGUUCAAAGAAUUUUUCUUAUUGCUCUGUUUGCUAUUGUAUGAGACACUCAAAGAACUUACAAAAGCAAGCGCAAUGAACCACGUAAUUGCAUUCCAGUGGAUACCUGGGCACUGCAGUAUUCCUGGUAAUACUGCAGCGGACGCAGUUGUGAAUCGGGUGCACAAUAACGCGGAGACAACCAAUCUUCCUCUAUUGCGUAGUGAAGUCCGUCUGCUCCUGAGACGGAUUUCUUGUCGCCUCAGCAAAACUACCUGGUUUGAUCAGCAAACUAAAAACUGAGUUAUACUUUAUAGACCCAUGUAUAAACUUAACAAUGCCGGAAAAUCUAAGAGAACAGAAAAUUUGAAACAUUGGUACACCGCCUGCGUCUUGGUACUGCAUUCACUAAACGCUUCUUGUACAGGAUAAAACGUCUCUAGUCCAGUGUUCUUGUGGCCAUGCAGACGAAGAUGUGCAUCAUCUUCUCCUCGAGUGCACUAAAUACAAUCCACAAAGGAUACUGCAAGCAAAUUUGUUAUUAGACAGAAGACCAUUCACUCUAAAAAAAAAAAGUACUUGGCCCAUGGCCAACUGCGGGCCUUCAAGAAAGAGCGCUUCUUGCUCUGAAGUUUUUAGAGGAGACCAACAUUUUGGGAAAAUAUUAGGUAUCAGAUGAUCCGAAUGCGCUAAAUGAGUAACAUAAACGUUGUUCGUGAUUCCUAAUUGGUUUGUGGCGAUCGCAACUUUUAUGCAAUAUGUAUAAUUAUGUUCUGUACUUGCAGUGCAUUACAUGUGUUGUGUGUUAUGGCUGUUCUAAAUAUCUGACUAUAUAUGCAUACGUGGACUGAACUUGUGCACAGAACUUUGCGACUCAUGUACUGUUGGCAUGUAUAUUUUUCAUUCAUCUAGUGUUCUACUGAGUGCCAUAUUUCGUGUCGCUAUUCUCCCUUUUUACGCAAAUUUGUUUCCUUUGCCAAGUGACAAGGAGUAGCCGGUGCCACCAUAAAGGCGCCAACCUCUCAUAAUAUUCAUUUCAAUAAAAAAAAAAACUGGCACGUGGACGCAGAGAAAAAACAAGAAACCCACACAGCGCUCAAUAGUUCGCAAUACGACAGCGAUGCACGAAAUAACUGCACAUUGAGGUCAUGAUAUUGGUAGAUGCGACGCGGUACAUAUAAAUCGUUGUCUAAAAAUGUUUUAGUCCCUUCUGUGCGUUUCGCAUCCAACUGGGAAAGUUCGAAUACUUGCGCGCUUUCUCGUUUACUGAAAACAUGCCGGAAUCGUUUUUUUUUUUCAUCUCCCAACGAAGGUGCUCUACUACGCUUACUCAUUUCAGACAAGUUUUGCAGCUUGCAGCUAUUUGAGCUUUAAUGUAUGCAAAUAAGUCUGUUACUGCACAUUGACUUAUGCUGUUAUUUUCGGUUUAUUGAUCUAAGAAAACUGUUGUCGGUGUACAUUGUUAUAUGGCAAAGUAUUGGGAAGCUGAGAAAUUAUCUGUGCUAUGUAAAUUUCGGUAUGUAUUUGACAUGUAUUCCUGUACAAAUGCAUAAAUGUAUGUCAUGCACUGUAUAUAUGCUGCUGUUUGCAGCAUCUGGGAUUAAGUCCAGUCGUGUAGCAUUAAAUCGCUUUUAAUUCCGUUUAGUCGUGUUUUGCACUGAUUGUACUGAGUAUGCAUUGCAUUAAACUGCACCUUGCCCAAAUCAUCUGUCAAAAUAAAACUUCUUCUUCUUGU
This is a messenger RNA of Dermacentor albipictus, 11967 nucleotides long. RefSeq lists its product as uncharacterized. The record is from RefSeq and is a predicted model, not a curated record. Lineage: Eukaryota; Metazoa; Arthropoda; Arachnida; Ixodida; Ixodidae.